UCUUGGCUCGGCUGGCGACGAUACACCUGGCUGGACUUGGUCCCGGGCCGGAGAACUCACCUGGAUCGACGAGGCUCGCGGAGGGAUUCGGGGCAGCGCAGGUACCCAAAUUGAGCAAGAUGAAGGUUGCUCUGAUGGGAAACGAGGUGUUUCUGCCCAUCACAGAACUGCUCAUCGCUUUCACUGUUUGCUGUCUGGUCCUGAUGGCCAUAAAAACCUUCUGGAAGCCGAUCCCAAAGGGCCUGAAGAGGGUCCCGGGGCCGAGGGGCUACCCUUUGAUUGGCAACAUGCUGGACCUAGGAAAGAACCCCCACCAGGCCUUGGCGAAGAUGAGCCAGAAGUACGGGGACGUGAUGCAGAUCCACCUGGGCACCAGGCCCGUGCUGGUGCUGAGCGGGCUGGAGACGAUCCGGCAAGCGCUGGUGAAGCAGGGAGAAGACUUCAUGGGGCGCCCCGACCUCUACAGCUUCCGGCACAUCAGCGACGGCCAGAGCUUGACCUUUGGCCGCGACUCCGGAGAGGUUUGGCGGGCCAGGAGGAAGCUGGCCCAGAACGGCUUGAAGACGUUCUCGGCCUCGCCCAGCCCGACCGCCUCGACCUGCUUGCUGGAGGAACACGUCUCCCAGGAAGCCGACGCCCUGAUCCUGAAGCUGCAGGAGCUGAUGAAGGAGAAGAGCUUCGACCCUUACCGCUGGCUGGUGGUCUCCGUGGCCAACGUCAUCUGCGCCAUGUGCUUCGGCAAGCGCUACAGCCACGACGACGUGGAGCUGCUCAGCAUCGUCAACAUGAACAACGACUUCGGCGAAGCAGCCGGGUCGGGGAACCCGGCCGACUUCAUCCCCAUCCUCCAGUAUCUUCCAAACCGGACCAUGAGGGCCUUCAAGGAUCUGACUCAGCGUUUCUCAGCGCUCGUGCUGAAGAUCGUCAGAGAGCACCACAGCAGUUUCGACAAGGAUCACAUCCGAGACAUCACGGAUUCCCUGAUUGACCACUGCCAAGAUAAAGUGGACGAGAAUGCCAAUGUCCAGCUCUCAGAUCACACGGUUGUCCAUAUUGUCGGCGACCUCUUUGGUGCAGGUUUUGAUACCGUGACCACCGCUCUGUCCUGGUCCCUCAUCUAUCUGGUGACCAAUCCGGAAAUCCAGAAGAAGAUUCAGGAUGAAAUAGACAAAACCAUCGGCCGAGAAAGGAAGCCCCGGCUCUCCGACCGCUCUAAGCUGCCUUACACGGAAGCCUUUUUGCUGGAGAUGUUCAGACAUUCUUCCUUCCUGCCCUUCACAAUCCCUCAUUGUACCUCACUAAUGAGAAACCACUUGGAAUGGCUUCUACAUCCCUUAAAAACAUUCGUGUGUUCACAACCAAUGUGCAGGUCAACUACGGCUAUUUGAAAAACUUUGGAAGGACCCUUCUUCGUUCCGGCCGGAACGUUUUCUCACCGCCGACGGGGCUGGGAUCAAUCGCGUGGAGAGCGAGAAGGUUCUGACUUUUGGUUUGGGGAAGAGAAGAUGCAUCGGCGAAUCCAUCGGCAAAGGGGAAGUCUUCCUUUUCUUGACCACCCUGCUCCAGAAACUCGAAUUCAGCGUGUGCCAGGGACAGACGGUGGACACCACGCCCCUCUACGGACUCACAAUGAAACAUAAGAAAUGCGAACACUUCCAGAUCAGGCUGCGUUUCUAAAGAGCAACGCCGGAAGCGGACAGACUGUUUAGGAAUGUUUCUUCCUGUCUGCCUCGCCUUGUUUUAAAUUUUGCCCUGGAGUGGCCAGGCUGAAACUUGUGAGCGUGACAUCAUUUCUUAGUAAAGAGACAGAGGUGCUCUUAUGGUGCCACGUCUAACCGGAGGCUGCAGAAAACUUAACGCUUCCAAGAUUCAGAGCAAACGCUGGCCCAGACGGGUGUACACUAUCUAGCAUUUUUAAUCAGUUGCAACCAUUGUGAGAUGUAAUGGACUGAAAAGAGCAUUUCUUGUAGGCGAAGACCUCCAUGGUGGGGGCAGAAACAUAACCCUUAAAGACACGUGAAAUGUACAGAAGCAACUGUCAAACAUGAUGGGUGGAGGUCUUGUGAAAUGCUAUCGGGAUGCCAUUUCUGCACGCCUCGCUUUUUAAUAACGCUGCAGGAGUCAUACAGAGGUAGUGUAGUGGUUAGAGCUGUAGCAUAGGAUUCGAAUUCAGUUGCCCACUCAGCUGCCAAGCUCUCUGCUUGGUACAGCAUGAUCAAAGGCCAUACUUUCCUACCUCCAAGGGUUGUUGUGAGUAUAAUAUGGAGGAAUAGAGUUGCAAUUCUUCCCCCUCCUUUUGACCCUUAAAGAGUUGGCAAUCGUGUUUGCUCCUUUUAGUGUCUUGAACACGAUUUACGUUCCAAAAUGAUGUAGCAGGCUCUCGGCUUUUUAAAAACACUUAUGAGACCGCAGUCGAUAGAGCUUGCUCCUCUUCCGUUCAUUUUGACAGAGUUUCCUCAGGAAGUCUUUCGCCGAUUGUUCUCGAAAUCUUGGCGUCGAAAUAUCUGCACUAAGUGGACGGAGCUCUUCACAGUAGUCAGUUCUUGCCAGGUUUGGAGACAGAUGGAAGCUGUCCAGCCAGCAUGGGGUAGUGGGUUAAGUGGCGGACUCUCAUCUGGAGAACCCAGGUUUGAUUCCCCGCACCUCCACGUAAGCAGUGGACUCUUAUCUGAUGAACAAGAUUUGUUUCCCCGCUCCUG
Molecule: messenger RNA, 2699 nt
Organism: Sphaerodactylus townsendi
Lineage: Eukaryota; Metazoa; Chordata; Lepidosauria; Squamata; Sphaerodactylidae
Product: cytochrome P450 1A1-like
Exons: 7
Coding region: 120-1388 (422 amino acids)
Biological process (GO): hormone biosynthetic process; progesterone metabolic process
Molecular function (GO): heme binding; oxidoreductase activity, acting on paired donors, with incorporation or reduction of molecular oxygen, reduced flavin or flavoprotein as one donor, and incorporation of one atom of oxygen; steroid 17-alpha-monooxygenase activity
Source: RefSeq, a predicted model, not a curated record